Astyanax mexicanus (Mexican tetra) is the source of this 1437-nucleotide messenger RNA. RefSeq names its product sclerostin domain containing 1a (gene sostdc1a). Gene Ontology annotation, biological process: negative regulation of Wnt signaling pathway; negative regulation of BMP signaling pathway. The transcript has 2 exons. Bases 100 to 783 code for a protein of 227 amino acids. Gene Ontology annotation, molecular function: BMP binding. The record is from RefSeq and is a predicted model, not a curated record. Lineage: Eukaryota; Metazoa; Chordata; Actinopteri; Characiformes; Acestrorhamphidae.
UAGAGGUGUCUGGGUGGAGGAGAGGGAGGGAGGUGGUAUAAAAGUAUCUGGACAGCUUCAUCUGACACAGUGCACAACACGCUGCUCCGCGCUUAUAUCAUGUGCGCGCGCUCCGAGCCCUGCAGCCUCGUGCUGCUAAUGUGCGUCCUGCUGCGGAGCGCAGCGUCCCUCAACAACCACAACACGGAGCUGCGCGCGCAGAACGCAGACAGCGCGCACACCACCGCACACAGCAGCCGCAGCACUGAGCCGGAACCUGCCGCAGCCGCAGCCGGGGCCGCUGCGCUAAACCGCGCGCGCAGCGCAGGCAGGGGACUGGAGAACACCGGAGCGCACAGGAGUGAUGAUCGAGCCCCACUGGGCUGCAGAGAGUUGCGCUCCACUAAGUACAUCUCUGACGGCCAGUGCACCAGCAUCAAUCCCAUUAAAGAGCUAGUGUGUGCUGGAGAGUGCCUCCCAGCCCAGAUGCUACCCAACUGGAUAGGUGGACACGGCAGGAAGUCCUGGAACCGGAGGAGCAGCUCCAACCAAGACUGGCGCUGCGUCAACGACAAGAGCCGGACCCAGCGCAUCCAGCUGCAGUGUCUGGAUGGCAGCACCAGAACCUACAAGAUUACAGUGGUCACUGGCUGCAAGUGCAAGCGAUACUUGAGGCAGCAUAACGAAUCUGGGAACAAAUCAGAGGGCAUCUCUCAGCAGUCGCAGCAGAUCCACAAACCUAAGAGUAAACGGAAGCACGGGAAAACUAAAGUAAACGGAAACUGGCCUGAGCUGGAGCCCUGAAAUUAAGAAUGUGGAUUACCUCUGAAAGAAGGACUGCACAAUGGACAGUUGAUGAAGAGCAACAGAGAGGAAGUCACAGUGUCUUUAAGGAUGAAGAGGAUGAAUGACAAUCUAUGGCUAUUACACCUGAAGUGACUGAAACUUCAGACCUAGCCUGGCCUCCAGCAAAAUGCCACACCAUUACUACUCAUGAUUUCUAAGACAAAACCACAAUGACUACAUGCCAGUCUUUGGUAUUUGAAUAUGUCUAAAAUAUACUCUGAUACUGACUGUCUCUCUGUGAGAAAUCAUAUCACUGGCUGUAGUAUUAUGAAUGCCAGAUAGUUAAAGUUAAAUGUCUCAAGUUUGAGAAAAAUGAGAUAUAGCUAUGUGUAAAUACAGUCUGUGUAAAUAAACAGUAUAUAAAUUUGCAACUUGUAAUUACCUGCGCUGCAAAAAAAAUGCUAUUUGCUAUGAUAUUUCAAAUGUGCUAUUAUCAGGUAUAUUAUAUUGAUGUAAUAUAUUUUCUAUUUUUUAAGAUUGUUUUACCUGUUUUAUUUACUCGUACAUAUACAUGUUUUAAUUUCAUACAGGCAUUAUUGAUACAUGGUAUUGCACUAUCCAACGAGACAACAAUGUUCAUAUCCACUGUUUUAGUGUUAAAGUAUUAAAUCG